AUGAAUGAAAUCGAAUCUCUUAUCUUUACCUGCGCUAUUGGUAGCCUAUGCACUCUUGCUUUCUGUUUCCUCUCCUUAUACUCUCAUCGCAAGAGAGAGCAGAGAAAAAUCCGAGAAGAACGCGCAAAUCAGUUGCAGAGGGCUGUCGUAUCCGUCUCCUAUCGGAUAACAUGUGAUGACAAUCCUCUUGUUAAUUCACCCAACUGGAGAUCCCAUAUUUGA
This is a messenger RNA of Auanema sp. JU1783, 222 nucleotides long. Lineage: Eukaryota; Metazoa; Nematoda; Chromadorea; Rhabditida; Rhabditidae. The record is from the annotation of a GenBank genome assembly.